AUGGACCAAGAUGAUGUUAGUAAGAAACAAAAACCCUCCUCACGCGACGCAGUGGGUGCGAGUUCCUCUUCUUGCUACAACAUUGACAUCACUGAGAGACUUGAGACUAACAAGCAGCAAAAUUUGGUAUUUGUGGACACUUCAAUAAACACUCUUAAUCGUGAAGAAUGCGAAGCCGCUUCGGAUCGAGAGAUGUUUUCUAUGAGUGCUCCUCGUACGAGUGUUCACAGACAUUGGCCGGGUCUCCACCCGCCGCCAUCAUCAGAAUCAUUCGCCAAGUCUGCGGCGGUGAAAUCUGUACCUAUUGCGUAUCCGCAAUCCAACCACAACGAUGAGCGUGAGGCGGAUGGUUUGGUGGAAGUACGCGUCGUACGUAAUGGCACCAUAACGACAGAGGCGGUGGAUCCGUACCGGUUAGCACGGCUCUAUGCCCAGAGGCAGGCCGCGUUGGAGCGCGUGCGAGGGAAAUACACCUCUUUAGAGGUUCCGGAGUGGGUGAGACUGCAUCCGCGUUUGGGAACUUACCUAGCUGAGUCUUUGGGGACCUUUGCGUGUACAUUAACCAUUUCGCUCGCGGCCGCUUCCAACAAGUCUAUCUUUUCCAUGUCAGACGACUCUAGCAUCAUGUGUCUACCGACAGGCUUCAUAUUUAUGAGCAUGAUAUCGGCAUUUUCCUACAUAUCAGGGGGACACUUCAACCCCGCCCUAUCCAUCGCCAUCGCGCUCGUUCAGAAGCUGAAGCUCGCGCACUGCGUCGGGUACAUCAUCUGCCAAGUCGCCGCCGCGUUUGGGGCUGGUGUGGUGGCGAUGUUGAUCCAAGGCAACAUGGACAUCUACGUCCCUAAGGUCAUCGAAUCGUUGGUGCUGAAGGGCUUUCUAUUGGAGAUGACCUACACGUUUAUCAUCGUGUUUGUGAUGCUUCACACCGGCUAUGGACAACGCCCUGGUCAGCCUCUGGCGGGGCUGGCGACGGGGAUGGUGAUGCUUGCGAGCGUCGCGGCGAUGGGGUCGAUAUCAAAUGGGGUGUUCAACCCCGCGGUGGCGACGGGCCUCCAGGUCGCGACCUGUCUUGCCGGGAGAUGUGAUAGCCUGGGGAGCUUUUGGGUGCAUUGGGUGGCGCCGGUUUCGGGCGCCGCCCUGGCCGCCCUCAUCUUCUCUCAAAUGAGGCAGCCAACAGAGGAUGACGAGGAUUUCGGUUCGUAG
Molecule: messenger RNA, 1203 nt
Organism: Phytomonas sp. EM1
Lineage: Eukaryota; Euglenozoa; Kinetoplastea; Trypanosomatida; Trypanosomatidae
Source: the annotation of a GenBank genome assembly